GUCUUGAGGUCAGGGGGCGGUCCGUGCGGACGUGCUGAGGGGCGGUAUAACGAAGCGGUGGCGGCUCUGUCAGAGCAGUUGGCUGUGGAGGAGGGGUUUAAUCAAGUCUUGAUGAAAAUGGACAGAGUAAGGACCACAGUUACCAAUAUUUUUGGCAGGGUCCCUCUCACUUACACACGCUUCAGUUUGACCCCACAAACAGAUGGAGACAGCAGUCAAGUGGAGAUGAAGCUGGCAGAUGAGGAAGAGUGUGGUGAUCAGACUCUGGGAGACCAUCUUGUAAAAAAUCAAUCUGGAAAAAAUGGCUGCAAAAGUUUAUGCUUUAAAGUCCUGAUAGUUGUCCUGCUGUUCAUGAUAGGGUUUCUUAUAGGGUACUUGACUUACCGGGGUCGUGUUGGCUCUGAGCAGCCUAGUAGUGGAGCGUGCCUGCCAUCGAAUGAUGUGAAUGCCGAGGAGGAAGUGUUUGAUACGGCUCCAGCGAUGAUAUACUGGAGUGAUUUAAGGUCUAUGUUUCAAGAUAAGAUUGCUGUUGCCCCAUUUGAGAAAAACGUACAAGAGCUAUGCAGCCGUUCUCGUGACGCUGGUGCGGAUAGUGAAGAGACUUUGGCUAAAAUGAUUAAUGAGAAACUCAGCGCUGCUUUAUCCAAGGUGUGGAAUGAUGAGCAUUACGUCACUUUACAAGAGUCUAACGGGGCUAACAAAAUCACACUUUUGAAAGAUGAUUUACCACUAGAGACUUUUACGCCCUCUUCGUAUGUUGCUUACAGUCCUGCCGCCUCUGUUAAUGGUAGCCUCGUGUACGCCCGUUUUGGUACUGAGAGAGACUUUGAAGAUCUCAGUGCAAAAAACAUUGAUUUAAGUGGAAAACUAAUAAUUUUACGAUCUGGAUCUAUACCCUUUUCAGAAAAGGUCAGAAAUGCUGAACGGGUUAAAGCAUCCGGGGUCCUAAUUUAUCCUAAUCCUGAAGAUGUUUUGUUUCCUGGUCAAAAUGGUGACAUUGAUUCUCUGUUUGGACAUGCUCAUUUUGGUACUGGUGAUCCUUUCACUCCUGGCUUCCCAUCAUUUAACCAUACCCAGUUUCCACCAUCAAAGUCUUCAGGACUCCCACAGAUUCCAGUUCAAACACUUUCUAGUAGAGAUGGAAGAAAGCUUUAUGAAAAACUUGAAUCUACUGGCUGUCCCGAGACUUGGAUGAGCGGCUGCAAACUAGGCAACCAGUAUAAGGUUAAGCUUGAAGUGAACAAUAAUUAUGUUGAGAAGAAAAUUUUCAAUGUCUUUGGAGUUAUUAAAGGCGUUGAUGAACCAGAUCGCUAUGUUGUGGUAGGGGCCCAGAGAGACUCUAUGGGCAUAGGAGCAUCCAAGGCAUUUGUUGGGACAUCUUUGCUUGUGGAGCUUGCUCGCAUUAUAUCAGAAGUGGUUAAGGAUGGGUAUAAACCCAGGCGCAGCAUUGUGUUUGCAAGUUGGGGUGCAGGGGACUUUGGAGCUGUUGGUGCAACCGAGUGGUUAGAGGGUUACCUUACUACUCUACAUCUUAAAGCAGUAUCCUAUAUCAGUUUGGAUGCAAUUAUCCAAGGAUCUGAUUCGCUGGAAGUGUCUGCUAGCCCUCUGAUGUACAGCAUGAUCCAAAAAAUACUGAAAGGGAUCCCAGAUCCUGUCACUAAUAAGCCAAAAUUUAGUUAUGGAUUCUCCAUGGAUGAUGCUGCAUACCCCUUCCUUACAUAUUCCGGUAUCCCAUCUGCAUCUUUUCGUUUUAAGGAUAAAAAACCAUAUGCAUAUCUUGGAACUGAGAAGGACACUUAUGAAAAUUUUAGGAACUUGGGGAAUGUCAACAGUAUGUACGGAACUGCUGCAGCUUUAACUGGCCAGAUAAUUCUGCGUCUGACGCAUGACCACAUUCUGCCGCUGGACUUGACUCAAUACAAAAAUGAACUGCUUAAGAAAACCAUGGAGCUUAAUGAUCAAAAGACUUUAACUAGUAUGCAGAUGAACGCAAACUGGAUGAGUUCUGCUAUGGGUGACUUCGGCAGGGCAGCCACCACGCUCAAGGAAAGUUUUGCAAACACUGAUGCAGAAAACAAGCCUUUUCUCCGUUCUCUAAAUGAUAGACUCAUGAAGGUUGAGCACUCUUUGCUGUCUCCUUACGUUUCUCCUAAAGAAUCACCAUUUCGUCAUAUUCUCUAUGGCUCUGGCAAUCACACUUUCGAUGCAGUGAAGAAGCACUUAGAUUUACUGAAAGAUAACAAGGAAUCGUUUAAUCAAGAUGUGUUUAAAAACGAGCUGGCUCUCCUUACUUGGACUUUACAGAGCGCCGCAAAUGCCAUGGAAGGCGAGAUCUGGGAAAUAGAUAAUGAGUUUUAAGAUGAUACCGUACAUGUUAAACGUGAAGCACUUAUUUCCAUUAGAUUCCCAGUAGAUAUCAUCUACAAUAUUUAUUUUCCCUCCCAUUUCUCUAAGUCAACCUCCCUGAUGAAUUAGUUAUGUAUACACAUAUAUAUCUUUUUUUUUUCUCUCUCCAUUCUGUGCCAUACCAGCUACUGGGACGAGUGUGCUAGGUCUUUAUUCUAAUCUACUGUCCCCAAGGGUGGUAUGUGGAAUGCUCCUUUAUCCACCUCCCUCUUUCAGGUCAUGGACUUUCCAUGCGGUGGUAAAGUCUCAGAAUAGCUACAGACACUAGAUAAAACCAGGAAUAUUUUCCAGUACUGAGGCCGGCCUUUACCCUAAAAUCGAGCCACCUGUUUUUUGUUACCAUUUCUUAUUGGCUGCCUCCUUCAGGUUACAAAGUCAACUGCUACUCUACCUGCAGUGCAGGAGCAGUAAUUACAUUGAUGGAUGGGUUCAAGCUAGCUGGAUUGGGAACGUCUAUUUAGCACUGAAUACUUAUUUAUUUAUCAGUGACAGCGAUCACUAUAAAUGGUGUUAAUUUUGUUAUUCUGGUAAUUAUCGGAAGCAGUGCCUUCCAUAAUUGACGGUUAUACUGUCGGAUUUUUUUUUUUUCUUACGAUAAAAGCAGCAUCUGCUUAACCAGUCUGACAUGAUACUGGAAUUUCUACUCUUACUGUACAGUGCGACAGAAGGCUGAUACUGAAGACCUUGCAAUUGUUGUAACUUGGUAGGAACAAUCUUUCUAUUGAUAAGAGAGCGUCUUUGUAUUAGUGGUUGGCUUCGUUCAUCUAGAGACGGGCAAUAGAUUACAAUUGCCCAAAUGCCAUUUUUUUCCCUAUGGACGGACAGCGUCUUGGUGCAAGGACUAAAAUGUACUGUGUUCAGGCACACCGCUAAUGAAGGCAGGCAACUACCAAUUUCGGUGAUUGCAAGGGCUUUUCUGUCCCAUUGUAUGAUUAGUAGGAACCUCUCAGCAGGUGAUAACCUGCAGCCUUAAUGUUACCUUGCUUUUGUGCAUGCUCCUAUGGAAAAUGAAGAUUAGGCCGUAUGCACACGGCAGUGUUCCGCGUUCGAGAGCGGUCCGUGGUAUGCCAGGCUGGAUUCCUGUUCGGAGUCAGGAGUCACCUGGUUUGUGCUGCAACGGUGGUCAUCGGCCUAUGCGAUAUUCAUGCCCACUUUUCCAUGAUUGAUGUCCCGCUCUGCAUAACUGGUGUUGACCACACACACUGAGUGGGCAUCAAUGGAUGAGGGGUGGGCUUGAUUACAGCCAAGACUGAUGACAACUGUGACUAUUCACAACCGCAGUGCCGACCAGAUGAAUAUUGGAAAGCAACGUACAGCAUGGGGCAUGUCCAAAAAAAGGUAUUCACAAUUUAUCGCAAGCGCUGAAACAUCAUGGUGGCAGUUUAAUAAACUGCUGAGAGGUUCCCUUUAUUACCAAAGCACUCCCACUAAAACGUAUUCUCUGGCCUGUUAGGUACAUGAUGUAAAUUGUAGUGGAGGGAGCAGAUAAUUCACAAAUACAGCCACUGGUACAGAGAUUACCUUCACUACAUGUACCUUUCUAACAGUCCAGACAAUUGAAGAAGAAAAAAAAAGUGGGAGUGCCGCUUUGAUGGUAAGUGUGCCCACAUGCACUCUAAAGCCAUUCAAUGGGUUUUGAUUUAUUGAGGCGUCCCACUUAAGGCUUGCUGUCCUGCUGUUUUAAGGUAGGCGAUUUAUAUUUGGCCAUGAUAAUUAAUAUGUACUCUCUGAGCGGCAAGCUAUUUUUGUGGUUGGCGUCUUAAAGUAGACUUUCCAGUAACUUAUAUCAUGAAUUUGAGUGCACAUUAUCGGGAGCAGUGUCUUCCAUAAUGGAUUACGUAUAAAAUUGGUAGUUUUUGCCUACCACAGUGUUAUAUCGGGGGCAGUGAUCCCUCAUAUGUUACACUACAGGUGUACUGAAUUAUCGGGGACAGUGUUUCCCAUAAUUAGUUUUAGGUUAACGAUUUGCUUGCAAUGCUUAGCUCUGUUUUAAUUAUAUUGUGUAGCUUGUCUGCAUUGUGUGGUCUUCAGGCUCCAUUUAAAGGACGCAUUUGAUUUC
This is a messenger RNA of Bufo gargarizans (Asiatic toad), 4465 nucleotides long. It is a transcript of the gene TFRC, whose product is annotated as transferrin receptor. Gene Ontology annotation, biological process: intracellular iron ion homeostasis; iron ion transport. The record is from RefSeq and is a predicted model, not a curated record. The coding region runs from base 112 to 2358 and encodes 748 amino acids. NCBI's taxonomy places the organism in Eukaryota, Metazoa, Chordata, Amphibia, Anura, Bufonidae. The transcript is spliced from 19 exons. Gene Ontology annotation, cellular component: external side of plasma membrane.